AUGAACCUCGAUCAGCAUCCACCGGAAGCUGUGAAGGUGGCCAAACCACAAAACUUCCUUUUACUACCAGGAGGUGACGACGAAACGACAAACAAUGAGUCGGAUGGUCAUGAGAUAUCCAAGGGUGGCAACAGAAAAGCACAUGGACCACGUUGGACAAUUGGCAAAAACACCGCAACUUCACCCACGGACGCCUAUGGAACAAUCGUGUUUGAAGGAUGUGUCCAUCAAUCCCGUGCACAGUACGUGAGAACUAGCUUCGACACCGAUCCAGCAGCUUUGAAUCAUCUUUUCCAUGUGGUGUGGAAAUUACCUCCACCAAAACUAGUCAUCACAAUUCAUGGAGGGCUGACGAACUUUGAUCUGCAACCGAAAUUGGCACGAAUCUUCCGCAAAGGAAUACUGAAAGCGGCUCGAUCGACCGAUGCCUGGAUAAUCACGUCGGGGCUAAACACCGGUGUUGUACCACAUGUCGCAUCGGCUCUUGAGGACCUUGGUUCAACGUCACGAUCUCGAACCAAAGUGAUCGCAAUUGGCGUGGCACCGUGGGGCAUGCUCAAACGAAGGAAUCGCUUCAUUGGAACGGACGUUUCAGUACAUUAUGCUACAAAUCAGUUCAACAAGUCGCGACUGGCUGAACUGAAUGACCGCCACUCUUAUUUCUUGUUCGCUGACAAUGGAACCGUUGGCAGGUACGGUUCGGAAAUAAUCCUACGAAAACGACUCGAGACUUACUUGGCGCAACACAAAUCCUCAUCAGUUCCGGUCGUUUGUGUGGUGUUGGAGGGUGGAGCGUUCACAAUCAAAGUCGUUCACGACUAUAUCACAUCUACACCACGGAUUCCUGUUGUGAUUUGUGAUGGAAGCGGACGAGCGGCUGAUCUACUGGCUUUCACACAUCAUGCGAUUGGAGACGACGGAAAACUGACCGACUCAGUCCGCAACCAACUGAUGUCUUUGGUAGAGAUGGUAUUCAAUUACGAUGAGAAGAAUGCCGCUCGAAUCGUCCGUCAACUGAUCGACUGCGCCCGUCAGAGGAAUUUGAUGACCGUAUUCCGUCUCGGGGAACAACGUCAGGAAGUCGAUCAUGCAAUUCUCACAGCUCUAUUGAAAGGCCAAAACCUCAGUUCACCUGAACAACUGCAGUUGGCGUUGGCAUGGAAUCGUGCUGAUAUUGCUCGAUCGGAAAUUUUCACACUUAGGGACGAUCUUCACAACGCAGAUGAUUGGGCAACGCUUUAUGCCAAUGACCGAACAGAUUUCGUUCAACUGUUGCUUGAAAACGGUGUUUCCAUGAAUAGAUUCCUGACCUAUGGUCGUCUGGAGCACCUCUAUAACACGGACAAAGGGCCCCCUCAUACGCUCCGCUCCAAAAUGGGGAUCACGUCAAAGAAACAUCACAGAAUAAGGUUGACAGAGGUCGGCCAUGCUAUGGAGGAUCUGAUGGGCCACGCGUAUAAAUCGAAUUACACCAAGGACGACUUCAAAGCAAAAUAUUUCGUAUUUUCCAACCGAAGGCAGGUAAGAACAGUUAGUUUCCAAGAAGAGCAGUGUUCCCGAUGA
This is a messenger RNA of Cooperia oncophora, 1563 nucleotides long. The record is from the annotation of a GenBank genome assembly. NCBI's taxonomy places the organism in Eukaryota, Metazoa, Nematoda, Chromadorea, Rhabditida, Trichostrongylidae.